AUGGCGAACCCCUUCAACCGCCGCCCUAUUCCUGACUACUUCAUCGCCUCUCCCCUGGUAGCCCUACUCUACCCAGUGCACCAGAUCUUACUCCGUUUGCGCGGACCUCCUCGACUCCCUCCGCCAGGCACUCAACCAAUCCGAGUAGUCUGCAUCUCCGAUACCCACACCCUCGAAUGGCCAGAUAUACCUGACGGAGACCUUCUCAUCCACGCCGGCGACCUCUGCAACGACGGCUCCGCGCGCGAUAUCCAAGCUUCUGUCAACUGGCUCCGAAGCCUUCCCCACCCAUAUAAAAUUGCCAUCGGAGGGAACCAUGACAGCUACUUCGACGUGCGGUCACGCCUGGAUGAGGACCGCAUAGACCCAGCUUCUACGGGGGAUUCCUUCGCCGCAGUCUCCUCCUCAACAGCAUCCAUCCACUCGAUUCACGAGCUGAACGGCGCCUCCCGCAUCGACUGGGGCGACAUCCACUACCUUCAACACUCAGCCGUGACCCUCUCGUUCACCGACACCUCAACACCCUCGUCCACAACUCCCCUCACCAGCUCCCGCUCCCGCUCCCUCACAAUCUACGGCGCUCCCCAAGUCCCAGCCAUCGUCCCCUUCGGCCCAGAGCAUGCCUUCACAUACCCCCCACACCACGACGCCUGGUCAGGCACCGUCCCCCAAGAAACAGACAUCCUCGUCACCCAUACCCCACCCCAAGCCCAUCUCGAUAUGUCCCCCGUAUACUCCACAGGCUGUCCGAAUCUGCUAGCGGAAUCAUGGCGCGUCCGUCCUGUCCUCCACGUCUUCGGCCACGUCCAUGAAUCGGCAGGCCAAGAACCCAUCUUCUGGGAUGAGGCCCAGCGCGCCUGGGAAAGAUUGUGUGCCUCGCGCCGCUCGCGUGCGCGUUUAAGCCGCGUUUCUUCGCUCGCUGGCUUCCUGCGUGAUCUGUUCGAUCUGUCUGCUUGGGUGGAUGCAGCGCGGGUCGUGGGAUACGGGAUCCUAGGUGUGAUUUGGGCUCAUAUCUGGGGUGGGGAGAACCUUCAUGGUGGGUGGAUGGUCAACGCUGCUUGCAUGUAUCGCGAUAGUGGCCGGCUGGGUAACGCGCCCAGGGUUUUUAACCUGUGA
Molecule: messenger RNA, 1116 nt
Organism: Penicillium concentricum
Lineage: Eukaryota; Fungi; Ascomycota; Eurotiomycetes; Eurotiales; Aspergillaceae
Product: metallophosphatase domain-containing protein
Exons: 1
Coding region: 1-1116 (371 amino acids)
Molecular function (GO): hydrolase activity
Source: RefSeq, a predicted model, not a curated record